AUGACGCUGAAAAAACGAAUUGCAGUAACACUGCCGGCAGGACCAAAUAUACAAGACACCGUUGAUCGGCUGAAAUGGGCGGAGGACAACGGUUUCCCGGAUGCCUGGUUCAGCGAUUCCGGCGCCCCGGAUACCAUGACGCAGAUCGCCGCGGUGGGUCACCACACCAAAAACAUACGCAUCGGUGUGGCGGUAACCCCGGUCUAUACGCGCUCACCUUCCGUGAUUGCAGCAUCUGCCAACGUGAUCAGUCAGGUGAUUCCGGGUCGCUUUGUGAUUGGUCUGGGUUCUUCAAGCCAGACGAUCAUGGGCCAAUGGAACGGCAUUCCGCUGGAUAAGCCGCUGACCCGCGUCAAAGAAACCGCGCAGUUAGUGCGCACCAUGCUGAAAGGGGAAAAAACCGACUUUGACGGCGAAACCCUUUACAGCCGUGGAUAUCGGCAAGCCCCCCUGGAAAACCCUCCACCGAUCUAUCUGGCUGCUCUGCGCCCGAACAUGAUUGAAAUGGCGGCGGAAGUAGGAGAUGGGGUUAUUUUCAAUCUGUGGCCCAAAGGCGCGCUGCCAAAAAUGAUGGAACACAUCAAAAUUGGUGCUGAAAAAGCAGGUAAAAACCCUGCGGAUGUUGAGAUUGUGAACCGGGCGAUGGUGCUGUGUACCGACGACAAAGAGUACGGCCGCAACCUCUUCCGUGCAGCAUUUGGUCCUUAUUAUGCCACGCCGGUCUACAACAAGUUCCUGGCCUGGGCGGGUUAUUCAGAGGCAGCCAAUACCAUUACAGAAGGCUGGGCAGCAAAAGACCGAGCCAAAACCAGUGGUGCGCUGACCGAUGAAAUGAUUGAUGAGAUCGGCAUUAUCGGUAACGAAGACGAAAUCCGUGCGCGUAUUCAGGAAGACGCCGACGGAGUCGGGAUCAUGGGAUAUAGCAAAAUUCUGGUAGAUGAUCCGCUGCCCCAUGUGCACCGGAUUACUUUGAAUCGCCCGGAGAAGCGAAAUCCCCUGUCCAAUGAGCUGCGGGCGGAACUGUUUGAUGCCCUGGAGACUGCGGAUCGCAAUCCGGACGUGCGGGUCACUAUUAUCCGCGGCGCUGGCAGCUGCUUCUCUGCAGGUUACGACCUGUCAUCCAACGUGGCAAAGGACCAGCCCUUUUACACGCCGGGUGGUCUGGGAAACUGGCCACGGCAUGUUGUUGAGGGUUUUUUCCGUAUGUGGGAUAUGGCAAAACCCAUCAUCGCUCAGGUGCACGGGUAUUGUCUGGCCGGGGGUACCGAACUGGCAACGGCAUGCGAUCUUGUUUACGUCGCCGAAGACGCCAUGAUCGGCUACCCGGUGGUGCGUUCGAUCAGCCCGCCAGACAAUCAGUUCUAUCCCUGGAUUGUCGGUUUGCGCAGGGCCAUGGAGCUGAUGCUGACAGGUGAUCACAUGACGGGUCUUGAGGCGGUGGAAAGUGGCUUUGCCAAUCGGGCAUUCACUGAGGACGAUCUCGAAGCAGAAGUUCUGAAAGUAGCCGAACGGGUGGCGAUGACACCUUCAGAUCUGCAACAGAUAAACAAGCGCGCGGUACACCGACAGAUGGACGCGAUGGGCAUUCGUGCAGCGUUGCGUGCCGGUACAGAAAUGCAGCAGCUGGCCACGUAUACCGCUACCACCCAGGCUCACCUUGCUGAGUUACGGGUGCAGCCCUCAGUGGCGGUCCUGGUUACGCUGGCCAUAUACCAGGGCCUGCUGCUUGGCUUAGGUUACUGGGCGCGCAGUCGCGCGCAGACGGCUGAAGGCUAUUUCAUUGGUGGGCGCACGCUGGGCCCGUGGGUUACGGCGUUAAGUUACGCUGCGGGUAGCUCUUCCGCCUGGUCUAUCCUGGGCGUAAGCGGUAUUGCUUUCAGUCAGGGUUUGAGUGCGUUCUGGCUGUUGCCUGGCACUCUUACCGGGCACCUCGUCGUCUGGUUCUGGAUUGCACCCCGGCUGCAAACGUUAAGUCACCAGCACCGCUGGAUUACCUUAACCGACAUGCUGGCGCAUCAGCUGCCGCAGAAAUAUGCGUCGCUCACUUAUCGACUCAGCGCCAUAGUCAUCCUGUUUUCUUUCACGUUCUAUAUCGCCGCGCAAUUCCAAGGUGCUGCCAAUACAUUCACUGCCGUAUUCGAUGUCGAUUUUUUAACAGCACUGCUCCUCGGUGCUGGCGUGGUGCUGGUUUAUACGUUGUGGGGUGGGUUCUGGGCGGUCAGUAUCACCGAUGCUUUGCAGGCGGCGCUCAUGCUGGUGGCGGCGCUUGUUUUGCCAAUUGCUGCCUGGCUGACUGUGGGUGGAUUCGAUGGCCUUGAAAAGGCGGCUGGUGCCCAAGGUGGCGGUUUCUGGAUCUGGUCGGGUGGCCACGAGGGUUGGUUCGCAAUAGGCUUUAUGCUGGGGAUGUUGAGCAUUGGCUUCGGCCCUCUGGGUCAGCCACACCUGUUGAAUCGCGUCAUGGCGAUGGCACGCAAACAGGAUAUCAAACUGGCAAGGGCGGUAGCGCUGACCUGGUUUGUGCUUGUGUUGAGCGGCAUGUUUGUACUCGGCUUGUGCGCCCAUGUGUUGCUGGUAGGGCCGCAGGUAGCCGAGCAGGUCUUCUUUCAGGUCGCUGAUCAACUGCUGCCAACGGUUGUUACCGGUGUGCUGGUUGCUGCAGUGCUGUCUGCCAUUAUGUCCACCGCAGACAGCCAACUUCUGGUUGCUGGCGCAGCGGUCGAUAACGAUUUGCGUAAAGCCGGGCGUCAGCCUGGACAGACGUCCCGCUAUUCCUCCCGUAUCGCGGUGCUGGCGGUGGCUAUUGCUGCGGUGUUGCUCGCCUGGAUGCUGCCGGAUUCGAUUUUCUCGCGCGUGUUGUUCGCCUGGAAUGCGUUAGGUGCCGGUUUUGGACCACCUGUUAUCGCGCGUUUGCUUGGCUGGCACAAUCAGCCGUGGAGUAUUCCAACAGCCAUCUUGAUCGGCUUUGGGCUUACUGUUGUGUUUUACAGUUUGCCAAAUGGUCCAGGUGAUCUGUGGGAGCGAGGCGGUGAUAUCCUUUGGCCCUUCGCGGCGUGUUGCCGUUUUGCGAGAGUGGGUUUGAAAACAGUUUACAUUGUGCGCCAUGGGCAAACUGAGUGGAACGUGGAAAACCGGAUGCAGGGGCGUCUGGAUUCGCCGUUGACUGAAGCAGGUCGCCAGCAGGCCAGUGCAAAUGGCGCCUUGAUAAAAACACUUGGGGGUGUUGAGCAGUUAUGGGUAUCCCCGGCCGGACGCACCACCGAGACCGCAUUUCUGAUUAACUCUUAUACCCAGGCAACGCUUGAUUUCGCUGAUGCGCUGCUCGAACGUGACUGUGGCGACUGGUCAGGUUUGACCCUUGCAGAGAUUCAAGAGCACCAUCCUCAGGCAUGGGCGAGCCGACAGGAAGAUCCCUAUUGGUUUACACCGCCCCAGGGUGAAUCGUUGCAGGAUAUGCUGCUGCGUGCCCACAGUUUUCUCGACGAACUAUUUGAUAGCGAAUGGGAGAACGUGGCAUUGAUCACUCAUGGGGUGAUGUCUAAAGUGAUUUUAAAAUUCUAUCUUGGCCUGUCUGAAAUCGAAUGCACGCGCACCCGGCAUCCAAAUGAUUUGGUCUAUCGCUUGACCUUCACAGCUCAGGACAUAGUGAGGGCAAUCUCACCAGCAAUGAAGGCAAUCGGGGGACAUAUGAAAGUAGAUGGUGGUGUUGGAUUUGAGCUCGACACAGUAGGCGCACAGGCGCAGGAACUGGAAGAGAUGGGUUAUGCAGGCAUUAUGACUGCGGAAACCUCCCAUGACCCGUUUUUCCCAUUGUUGGUGGCUGCGCAGAAUACCGAGAAAGUUGAGCUGAUCACAUCGAUUGCUGUUGCGUUUGCACGGACACCCAUGAUCAUGGCUAACAUCGGGCAUGACCUGAACGCCUUUUCAAAAGGUCGCUUUGUCCUGGGGCUGGGCUCCCAGAUCAAACCGCACAUUACCAAACGCUUCAGCAUGCCCUGGUCCAGCCCAGCGGCACGAAUGCGUGAAUAUAUACUGGCCAUGCGCGCCAUCUGGGCCAAGUGGCAUGAAGGCACGCCACUGGAGUUCACCGGUAAGUUUUAUACGCAUACACUGAUGACACCGAUGUUCACCCCAACAGAUGUCAGUUACGGCGCGCCUAAGGUCUUUCUGGCGGCAGUGGGCCCGAUGAUGACUGAAGUGGCUGGCGAAGUAGCCGACGGCAUGAUUGUGCACGCUUUCACAACCGAAAAAUAUUUGCGCGAAACAACGUUGCCAGCGUUAGAACGAGGGUUUGCCAAGUCGGGUAAAAAACGUGAAGACUUUGAAAUCAGCUAUCCGGUAUUUGUUGUGACAGGCAAAACUGAAGAAGAAUUGGCGGCGGCACAAUUGGCCACCUGUAAGCAGAUCGCUUUUUAUGGGUCUACACCAGCCUACAAACCUGUGCUUGACAGCAUCAAUGCGGGAGAGCUGCAGGGCGAGUUGAAUAUGAUGUCUAAACAGGGUCGUUGGGACGAGAUGGGUGAACUGAUUACGCCAGACAUCCUGAAGGAGUUUGCCGUGAUUGGCGAGCCCGAUACGAUUGCCGGGCAGAUCAAGGGUCGUUAUGGCGACCUCAUUGAUCGUAUUGGUAAUCAGUUGGACAAGAUCCCUGAUACGGUGAGAAAGAUGGAGGCGGCAGGUUACGACGGCGUGCGCACAGCGGAGAUGAACCACGAUCCCUUCUUCCCGCUGUUACUUGCGGCUGAACACAGCAACAAGCUCGAGUUGGCAACGUCUAUCGCUGUUGCGUUUGCGCGUAGCCCGAUGAACCUGGCCAAUAUUGGCCAUGAUCUGAAUGCCUACUCAAAAGGUCGCUUUACCCUGGGUUUGGGUUCGCAGAUCAAGCCACACAUCACCAAACGUUUUUCCAUGCAGUGGGGUGCACCCGCAGCACAAAUGCGUGAGUUGGUGCUGGCCAUGCGAGCCAUCUGGUCCAACUGGUACGAAGGUGAUCCGUUAGAGUUUGUAGGUAAGUACUAUCAGCAUACCCUUAUGACACCUGCGUUUACGCCGGAAGAUAAGAACUAUGGCGCGCCGCGUGUCAUUCUGGCUGCGGUUGGUCCAAAAAUGACUGAGGUUGCGGGUGAGGUGGCGGCUGAAUUUGCGGCAAGCAAAAAAGCAGCGCAGGAGCGUAUUGCCUUUUACGGUUCUACACCCGCUUAUAAAGGCGUGCUGGAGUCUAUUGGUUGUGGUGAACUUCAGGGUGAGCUGAACGCAAUGUCUAAACAGGGUCGUUGGAAAGAAAUGGGCACCCUGAUUACUGACGACAUGCUUAACGAAUUUGGCGUGGUAGGUGAACCGAAAGAUAUCGCGCCGCAAAUGCUGUCUCGUUAUGGCAGUUUUGUUGACCGAACCAGCGCGUCUUUCCCCGUGUCUGAUGAAGAGCAGCGCGCAGGCAUUAUUCAGGCGUUGCGCGCGGGCUAUGAGCGCAUUGCGUUUGCUACACCAGCUGCAACCAGCCGGUUAAUCAGACAGAACGAAGUGGCUCAUUUCGGCAAUCGCGUGAGUGAUGCUUUUGGCAUUCAGGACAGCGUUGCUAACGAGUUUGCUGAUUGGAUCCUUGAGGCUUCAGAGCGGCAGGGCAUCAAGCCUGAACUGUUGGCAAGCCUUGUUGUUACAGAAAGCUCCUUUCGCAAAACUGCGCAAUCCCAUGUAGGUGCCAUUGGUCCUGCUCAGGUCAGACCUGAAUACUGGGGUGAAUUCUGCGGUGCUCGUGGCCAGCUUCACGACCCCGAACAGAAUGUUUACUGUGGCGCGCAGAUCCUCUCUCAUAUGCUCGAUCGUUGCGACGGAGACAUGAACUGCGCGUUGGCUGCUUACAACGUGGGGCCUUACGCUCGUGAUCAUCGCAAUGAGGCGGCUUCCCGUUACGUGCAGAAAAUUGAUAGAUAUCUGACCACGCUCGAAGGGCAUGUGAUGACACAGUUUGGUUUGUUGAUGUUUCCGGCGGACUACGCCGUUCGCCCUGAUACGCUGGCUCGGGAAGCAGAAGCAUUUGGCUUUGAGUCACUUUUUUUCCCUGAGCACACCCACAUACCAACCAGUCGGCGCUCUCCGUGGCCUGGCGGCGCAGAGCUGCCAAAAGAGUAUUGGCACACCCACGACCCUUUUGUCGCUCUGAGCGCAGCAGCAAGCGUCACACACAACUUGAAGGUAGGUACCGGUAUUGCCCUGGUCACCGAGCGGGAUCCGAUUCUGAUGGCCAAACAGGCGGCCUCACUGGAUCAUCUCAGCAACGGACGCCUGUUGCUUGGCGUUGGAGCAGGAUGGAACGCGGAGGAGAUGGCCAAUCACGGUACCGAGUUCUCCGAUCGCUGGAAAAUACUGCGCGAAAGAGUUCUGGCCAUGCAGCAGAUCUGGACUCAGGAAGAAGCUGAGUUUCACGGCAAAUUUGUUGAUUUUGAAAAGCUCUGGUCGUAUCCCAAGCCUGUGCAGGCGGGUGGGCCGCCCAUUUUACUGGGUGCCUCAACCAAGUAUGUGUAUAAACGCAUUGCUGAAUAUGGUCAUGGCUGGUUCCCGAUCUAUCAGAAUCCUGCGCGAGCUUCCGCCAGUGGUGCCGUGGACUACAAGGCGGGCAUAGAGCAGACCAGGGCAGCGUGGUCAGAGGCAAAACGAAGUGGUGAACCAGAUUUCAGUAUUUUUGGCGUAGGCCCCGAUGUCGCGGCCAUUGAAGGUCUGAUUGAAGAUGGUUUUAACCGCGUCAUUUUCGGCUUACCGCCUGCAGAUGCCGAUACGGUACUGCCGUUGGUGGAACAGUACGCUGCAAUCGCACAUCAGUUCAACAGCUGA
Messenger RNA from Symbiodinium pilosum, 6825 nucleotides. NCBI's taxonomy places the organism in Eukaryota, Dinophyceae, Suessiales, Symbiodiniaceae. The record is from the annotation of a GenBank genome assembly.